Messenger RNA from Boleophthalmus pectinirostris (great blue-spotted mudskipper), 9170 nucleotides. RefSeq names its product Rap guanine nucleotide exchange factor 2b (gene rapgef2b). The transcript is spliced from 29 exons. Gene Ontology annotation, biological process: small GTPase-mediated signal transduction; positive regulation of ERK1 and ERK2 cascade. The coding region runs from base 593 to 5455 and encodes 1620 amino acids. The record is from RefSeq and is a predicted model, not a curated record. Gene Ontology annotation, molecular function: guanyl-nucleotide exchange factor activity; protein binding. NCBI's taxonomy places the organism in Eukaryota, Metazoa, Chordata, Actinopteri, Gobiiformes, Gobiidae.
CACCAUGGUGGCACACAACAGAGUGGAGCGGCGGACCUUCCUUCUCUAUUAGCCCCAUUAAAAUGCUUAUGUAAAGCAUACUGUAAACAAGCGGACUGGGGUUUACCUCUAAUUAUGGGCUACAGGCUGAUGGUGACUGGAUAACCGCUUUCCUUCUGCCUACUUUCUGUUUCCUGGCUCCUCCAUGGAAUUCUUUCCGUCGCUAAAAUGCUGAAGAGACAAGGAAUGGCUUUGAUGAACAGUGUCUUGCACAGAGGGACAGUUUUAACAAUAAGGAAAUAAUACGAACAAAGUAUCAGAGGACUGUAUUUUACCAGAGUUGACCCUCUGUGGGUGUUCACAGAGAACCAGAGUUUGAGCCGGGACGCGCAGGAGCCAGACGGACAGCCCGGGGAGAGCGCACGGCUGUCGGGCUCGCGUCGUGGCCUGCCUGGCUCGGGGGCACUCCCAGCCUUUAUCCGCUAGCCCCAGCGCUCAGGACGGGGACAUUGGCGGACCUUAACAGCAUUCCCGAACCCUCCUGGAUCUUCCUACACCACCACAUAACAGGAUAAGUGGCCCAUUCGCCCUGCCGCCGGACUCUUCCCACACAAUGGCGUCCUAUGUGGAUAACAGUUUUCGGCAGGCUGUGAUGCUCAAUCCGGCUGAUCGGACGCAACAGGACCUGGAGAUCGUCUACUCAUACCUGCACGGGAUGGAGGCCCUGUCCAACCUCAGAGAACAUCAGCUGAGGGUGAUGUGUGAAACAGUACGCUACGAAAGACAUGAAGCCAAUGAAGUGUUGUACUAUCCCGACGACAUUGGAAGCUGCUGGUACAUCCUCUUAUCCGGCUCCGUCUUCAUCAAGGAGUCCAUGUUUCUACCCAGAAGCAGUUUCGGAAAGCGCUCGGCGGGCAGCCUCAGACGUGGAUGUGAGUGUAUAGUCCUCGAGCCUUCCGAGAUGAUUGUGGUGGACUACAUGGACGAAAAUGAGGAGUACUUCCAGCGGCAAGCUUCGCACAGACAAUCACGCCGGCGUUUCCGGAAGAUCAACCAAAAGGGCGAGAGGCAAACCAUCAUUGACACCGUGGAUCCCUAUCCCACCGGCAAGCCCCCCAUAGGACGAGUGUACCACACGCUCCCAGCAGACUUCAGCAGACUGCACCUGGCCGACGCCCUACACGCUCAGGGCCCCCACGUCUCCUCCAGCCACUCAGGAUGUAGUAUCACCAGUGACUCCGGGAGCAGCAGCCUGUCUGACAUAUACCAGGCCACGGAGAACGAGCCGGGGGACAUGGACCUGAGCGGGCUCCCGGAGACGGCGGUGGACUCGGAGGAGGAUGAUGAUGAAGAGGACAUCGAGAGGGCGUCUGAUCCCCUGAUGAGCAGGGACAUCGUGCGCGACUGCCUCGAGAAGGACCCUAUGGACAGAACGGACGAUGACAUAGAACAACUACUGGAGUUCAUGCACCAGCUGCCAGCCUUUGCCAACAUGACCAUGUCCGUGAGGAGGGAGCUGUGUGCCGUCAUGGUGUUUGCUGUGGUGGAACGAGCUGGUACUAUAGUUCUCAAUGACGGAGAGGAGUUGGAUUCAUGGUCUGUGAUCCUGAACGGCUCUGUGGAGGUGACGUACCCGGACAGCAGGACCGAGGUGCUGUGUAUGGGCAACAGCUUCGGAGUGUCCCCCACAAUGGACAAGGAGUACAUGAAGGGGGUGAUGAAGACCAAGGUGGACGACUGCCAGUUUGUGUGUAUAGCACAACAAGACUACUGCUGCAUCCUGAACCAAGUGGAGAAGAACAUGCAGAAGGUGGAGGAGGAGGGUGAGAUCGUCAUGGUGAAGGAGCAUAGAGAGCUGGACCGCACGGGCACCAGGAAAGGACACAUCGUAAUCAAGGGCACAGCGGAGCGUCUGACCAUGCACCUAGUGGAGGAACACUCUGUGGUGGACCCCACAUACAUCGAGGACUUCCUGCUGACCUACAGGACCUUCCUCUCCAGCCCCAUGGUCGUGGGCAAGAAGCUGCUCGAGUGGUUCCACGACCCCAGUCUCAGGGACAAGGUUACACGGGUAGUCUUGCUGUGGGUGAACAAUCACUUCAAUGAUUUUGAGGGUGACCCCGCCAUGACCCACUUUCUGGAGGAGUUUGAAAACAAUCUGGAGAAGGAGAAAAUGUGUGGGCACCUCAGACUGUUAAACAUCGCCUGCGCCGCUAAAGCUAAGCCCCGACAGGUGACUCUCACCAAGCCUUCCAGGGACUCCCCUCUGGCCUUCAGCCUUCUGGGGGGGCAGGAGAAGGGCUUCAGGAUCUUCAUCGAUGCCGUGGAGCCUGGGAGCAAGGCGGCAGAGGCUGGGCUCAAACGUGGAGAUCAGAUUUUGGAAGUGAACGGACAAAACUUUGAAAAUGUCCAGCUCAGCAAAGCCAACGAGAUCUUGAAGAACAACACACACUUAUCCAUAACUGUGAAAACCAAUCUAUUAGUCUUCAAAGAGCUGCUAACACGACCAGAACAGGAGAACGAUAUCGACGGUGAUGAAGAACAUGACAGGAAGAACGGCGCUCCUCAUCUGCCGAAGAUUGGAGACAUCAAAAAGGGCAGCAGAUACUCCAUCCCUGACCUUGCUGUGGAUGUGGAGCAGGUGAUGGGUCUGGAGAAGGCCAGCAAGAAGGCCAAGUCCAACACGGUGGGAGGUCGCAACAAGCUCAAGAAGAUCUUUGACAAGACGCUAACAAGCAUCUUACCGCCCAAACCAUACAACGACGUUUGCGUGGGCCAAUCACAGGACGACAGCAUAGUGGGGAUGAAACAGUCCAAACAGAUCCCACCGGCUCUCCCAGUCAGCGGCAACCUGUCCUCCUCCAACCCCGACCUGCUCCAGUCUCAUCACCGCAUCCUGGACUUCAACAACCAGCCUGACAUGUCAGACCAGGUGCUGCGUGUGUUCAAAGCGGACCAGCAGUCUCGGUACAUCAUGAUCGGGAAGGACACCACGGCUAAAGAGGUGGUGGUCCAGGCCAUCCGGGAGUUCGCCCUGACUGCUGCGGCAGAGGCCUACUCCCUGUGCGAGGUGUCGGUCACUCCAGAGGGCGUCAUAAAACAGAGGAGGCUGCCCGACCAGCUCUCCAAAUUGGCAGACAGGAUACAGCUCAGCGGCAGGUACUACUUAAAAAGCAACAUGGAGACAGAGACGCUAUGUUCAGACGAAGACGCCCAGGACCUGCUAAGAGAGGGUCAGAUCUCCUUGUUACAGCUCAGUACAGUCGAAGUGGCCACUCAGCUUUCAAUGAGGGCUUUCGAACUGUUCUGUGCCAUCGAGCCCACGGAGUACAUAGACGACCUGUUCAAACUGCGCUCCAAGACUGGUUCGGCCAGUCUCAAGCGCUUCGAGGAGGCCAUAAACCACGAGACCUUCUGGGUGGCAACUGAGGUGACCCGGGAACCCAACCAGCUCAAGCGUAUGAAGACUGUCAAGCAUUUUAUCAAGAUAGCAUUACACUGUCGAGAAUGCAAGAACUUCAGCUCCAUGUUUGCCAUUAUAAGCGGUCUGAACCUCGCCCCAGUCUCACGUUUAAGGGGCACGUGGGAGAAACUACCCAGUAAAUACGAGAAGCUGUUCAGUGACCUUCAGGACCUGUUCGACCCCUCCAGGAACAUGGCCAAGUACAGGAACGUGCUCAACAACCAGAACCUGCAGCCCCCCAUCAUCCCCCUGUUCCCUGUCAUCAAGAAAGACCUCACCUUCCUGCACGAAGGUAAUACCAGUAACGACUCUAAAGUGGACGGCCUGGUCAACUUUGAAAAGCUGCGGAUGAUCGCCAAAGAGAUCCGCCAUGUUGGACGCAUGGCCUCUGUCAACAUGGACCCAGCGCUCAUGUUUAGAACCAGGAAGAAGAAGUGGAGGAGUUUAGGAUCUCUGAGCCAGGGCAGCGCUAACGCUACAGUCCUGGAUGUGAGCCAGUCCGGUGGGCAUAAGAAGAGGGUCCGCCGAAGCUCUUUCUUAAACGCCAAAAAGCUGUAUGAAGACGCCCAGAUGGCUCGUAAGGUCAAACAGUACCUGUCCAACCUGAGCCUGGAGACCAAUGAGGAGAGCCUGCAGACGCUGUCCCUGCAGUGCGAGCCCUCCAUCAACACAUUGCCUAAGAACGCGGGUGGGAAGAGGCCGGACACGUCUCCAGUGGUUUCCCGCGCGGCCAGCACCCAGAGAGGACAGCUGUCCAAGGGCAACCAGGCCCUGCAGGUCCCCUCUGUGGCCCUCUACCCCUCCAGGAAGAAAGUGCCCGUCAAGGACCUCCCGCCUUUCGGCACCAGCUCUCCGCAGUCCCUCAAGAAGAUCCUGUCCCUGUCUGAGGAGAGCGGACAGAGGAGGCAGCCGGAGGACACGGUGUCCAAUGCGUCCUCGCAGCUCUCGUCCCCUCCCACCUCCCCCCAGAGCUCGCCCAAGAAGGGCUACGGUCGUAUGGGAGACGCGUACUCGGACUCGGGGCACUCGGAGAUCUCCUCUCGCUCCUCUCUGGUCAGCACAUCAUCCCUGGACAUGGCCCAGGAGGACAGGAGGAUGCGGCACUCUGGCUUCACCGAGGCACACCUGGGCUCGAGGCUGGAGCGAAGAGCUGCUACCGACCCAGACCAGUACAGCAUCGGAUCCUACUCGUCGAUGCAAGACUGCCGGGGCAUUUACGCCGGAUGCCCAACCGUUCUCUCCUCGCCCAGUUCCGAGGAGCUGACCCAGGACCAGGGGGACCGAGUGUCUCUGGACGCAGCCGACAGCGGGCGCGGCUCCUGGACCUCCUGCUCCUCUGGUUCCCACGACAACAUCCAGACCAUGCAGCAGGGACGCAGCUGGGAGACGCUGGCCUUCGGGCCGGGCGGCAUCGGAGGCCUGCCCCCUGGCGGUCCCGAGUCGUUACUGGGAGGUCCGGCGGCUCUGUGGGCAGCUCAGGCGCGGGGCAGCUGGGCGUCGGCAAGCUCCUCGUCCUCCUCCGCGGCGUACUGGGGCGAGGACUCUGAGGGAGACACUGGGACGAUAAAGAGGAGAGGGGGGAAGGACGUGAGCGCAGACCCAGAGACCAGCAGCAUCACCUCCACAGGCUCCGAGGAGGCCAAGCUCAUGGGCCGACCCACCCCCUCGCCCAUCACCGCCGGGGGUAAAGGACUGCUCUCUCGUAAGGAAUCCCGAUACCGUGAGCCCCCUCCCACUCCCCCCGGCUACACCGCCCUCACCAUCUCCGACCUGGCAGAGGGACAGCACCAGAACCAACCAACCCCACAGACCACCGCGCCCACCACCACCACCUCCUCCUCCUCCGCCCCCCACACCGGCCGCCGACCCCCCGACUACACCACGGCCCUGCAGCGCUCCCGGAUGGUCACCCAGUCCCCGGACCAGCAGGCGCCCAAGCACCGGCGGGCCACCCAAGAGCACCCAGAGCCCGAGGAGGAAGACGAGGAAGACGAACAGGUGUCAGCAGUCUGAAGGGACCACGGUGGACGUACUUUCGCGGUAACCCGGAAGCCCCGCCCCCCUCCCUUGAGCGGGGGGUGGGGGGGUCAGAACGCAGAGACGGACGGACGGACGGACGAACGAACCCGACCAAUCACGGACGAUCACCGGUGACAUACGUGCCUGCCUCUCUCUACUUCUCGUUCUGUGGACCGCCCACCUCCUCCCUCCCCCCCUCGCCUUAACGCACCAUGAAGGGGCUGAGUGACCCUGCAUGCAAAAAAUACUGUGAAGAAGACGAAGGUUAAAGACUAUGACAAAAAUACCUGGCACUUUGGAAUAAAAUAGACUCUCAUAACAAUGUCCUAGCGGGUGGGUGAGCUUCGCGCGACCUACGGACUAGAUUUUAGUCAAGAAAAUGGGACUUCGAAACACACAUUUUGAUCUGCACUUUUUUACAGAACAAAAUAGACUUUAAAAAAAACACGCUCAUUUCCCUACCGGAGAUUUUUGUUGUUGAAUUUUUUUUGCACCGUGGGAGGACUGAAAAGCAGCGCGGACUGAAAUAAGCAGAAGUCGUGAUCCAGUAUUACUAGUUUUUACAUUGAAAAUCUUGUCAACGGUGGGUUCCGAAGUGGCAGUUUUAACAGACAGAACCACCAUGCACAAUUCAUUACACAACAGAUUCUAUAUCAAUGUUUAAAAUAGCACUUUUAGCACAAAUGUGACCGAUGUUUCAAUAGCAGGGUAUGUACGCAGUAUGCUACCCGCGUCAUAUCUCAACUGACUGGUUUUUGCUGUUACGUAAGCACACACACACACACACACACGAGAAUAAAAAAUAACGAACAAAGAUGAUGAAUUGCCUCCGACUUGCCCAAAAUCAUGAUGUCAGUAAAAUAUCGAAUAAAUGUCGAGUAAAAGAAUCAUUUUUUAAAAUCGUCGGCGAGAACUGUUUGAAGAAGUUGCCUCUUGUAUCCUCGAGACAGACUGAAUGCUGAUAUCAUUUCAAAAUGUCUGACACGGUUGUUGUCUACAUACUCCCAUGAUUUUGAUCGGCCCGACCCAAGAGAAUACGAGACAUCUUACUCUUUUGAAUAGCCAAAGCGCCUUACCAUUUUAGGAUUGCGAACGUGUUUUGUAUAACUGUCCCCUGCUGAUAAUGUGGGUCGAGAAAAGUCUUUAACUGAAUGAUAUUGGAUUGAGAUGCCUUACUGAAUAUUGAAUAAACUCUCCCUGAUUAUUACAGUGUUAAAGGUCCCCUGCUCUGCCCCGCUCUGUCGUAAACUCAUCCAGAAUUCUUAACAUAAGCUCUUGGCAACUGUUCGUGCUCUUGUGAAUUUUUAAUAAAGCCAAAAAUAUCGGCUUUGUUGGUCACUUAUUGGUUAUAACGGACUUCCACACAGAGCCAUCCAGCAUUGGGUAAAGGUGCAUUGCUUAACUUUUGUGGUGGAGCGUCCGUCACCUGCUUGUUGCUAUGGAUAUGUCAUUGCUCUGCUUGGAAUGUUCCACAGUAUGACAUUAAACAGCUCUUCUUAAAUUGCGAGUGGUUGUAUAGCUCAAAAAUAUCUAGAAAAACAAGCAUUAUGACUGUGAACGGGGUUGCCUCUCCACAGAUCUGACCUGUAACUUGGUCUGUUUUGAUCCCAUGAAGAUUGAAAGGUUCAUGGAAAUUCUGGCAAAGUCAUGGAAACUGAAAAUGUAAGUUUCUAGGCCUGAAGAAGUCAUGGAAUUUUAGUAUCUCUUUCUCACGCAACUACAGCGUUCUGUUAAGUUAUGAUGAGGCUAUUAUGAUUAUUUCCGAACAUAUGUGACUUCUGUUUAAAAGAGAGGACAAUAAAUGCACUGACAGUAGUUUGCAUUUUGUUAAAAAAAAACUAUAAAACCAAACCAUAAUGUGAGUGGAAAGGGUUCAUAUUUAGCCCUAAAAGUCUGAUCAAUUCUACACAAGUAGGUGCCAUAAAGUCAUGGAAAAUUCACUGUAGGUCAUGAAAAAGCAAUGGCAAUAACAUCUCCAUGGGAAAAAGCAUUUGACAGACCCUCCACCAGAAAAGUUCCACAGUGCACCUUUAAGUCAGGCUAGGGUUGGGCGAUAUUGCAGUAAAAUUUGAGUUGCGAUUUCUCUGCUAUUUUGGUCAAAUUGGCAAUCGUCAUUCCGUGUUUUUUUUUUUUAAAUGGUCAAAAACAGACCUUUUCCCCCACCCACUCCGCCUAUUGGUCGACGUGUGAGUGACAGGUGGAUGUAGACUUUCAACUUAGUUACUUACCUCUGAAAUACUAGUUACUUAUACUACCUAUACUAAUACUAGUCUGGUUACCUCUUAAAUACUGUAUAAAAGAUACUAAGGAAACUAAAAUUAUGAUCAAAUCAAAAUCAUGAUCUGGCUUUGAUGAACUUUUGGAACUAUCGCCCACCCCCUAGUCAGGCGUUCUGGAAUCAUUGAGGGUAUUGUUGUAUCUUAGGCGCGUUGAGGUGGUGUUCAAAUAUACAGUAAAGCACGACAAAAGACAUUUCAGAUGGUUUCUCAUUCCUAACUGGCUCUGUUUUAUUAGGCAAGGUCCAGAUCAACGUUUACUCUUGAAUCUAAAUGUCAGAUCGUACAACACAGAUUGUAAUUAGACUCCGUGAGUGGGGUCUUGAGCAGAGCAGGGGCUGUUUGACCUGUGUGUAAGCGUUCUCUUGUGAAACAUGUGUCAUGGUUUCAUCUGUACCAGACUGAUGUGAGCUCAUACAUGUGUCCCAUACCAGACUGUUGUGGGCUAAUAUCAUAGACUGUAUAUAUAAAUGGACAAAGCUAACCUGAGAGUGUUUUAAAGGAAGUGAGCAUGGGGGCGCUUCUGGCUCUAUGGAAAAAUUGUCACCCCUCCCUCUGUAACUCUACAUCACUCUACAUGAUCCUGGUGUUUUUAUUUUGUUAAUUUGUCUGUAAAUACAUUUCUUUUCCUAAUAUGGAACUGGCUCCAAAUUCGCCCCUGUAACCACUAGCCUCGUGAGCUUCAUUUGACUGGAGCUGAACGCUAUCAUUUAGUCCACUUCUUUAUACAGUCUAUGAGCAAUACAUGUGUCCUGUACCAGACUGAUGUGAGCUCAUACAUGUGUUCCAUACCAGACCCAUGUGGGCCCAUGUGUGCUGUACCAGACUGAUGUGGGCUUGUGUCAUGUGUGGAGUGGAGGUGGCUGAGGGGGGACCAUGUGAUUGUGGGGCUCCGGUGCACAUGAAGAGCAGGCUGAGUCACUGAGGCCUGAUCACAUUGAUCAGUCUGAGACUGAAGCGGUGGGAGUGACCACACCCGAAGAAUCUCUUUUGUUUUCUCUUGUACUUUUUGUAAUGGCUGCCGAUAGAUCGUUCAUAUGUUUGUACUGCGGUGGUGACAUGCAUCAUUCAUUUUAAUUUGACUCUGAAGAUAAUGUGCAUAUUAGCGGGCCCAGUCCUUUUCAAAAUAAACUGUUGCACAAGUGUCGCGCGUACAGAUAAGUGUAGUGGUAGAACUGCUACUGUGGUGUGCUGUCAGUGAGACGUGUACAUUAGCUGGUGAUGACCUGUUCCUCUUCAUUUUCUUGUACUACUUUGACCUGUAUGUCUUUUAAAAAGACAAUGGUAGAGUAUGUAUCUGUUGUUUUUGUAUUUUUAAUACAAUAAUUGUAAAUAUUGGUUAUAUUUUUGUUCAAAUGUAAUAUGUUUAUGCCUCAACAUCCAGUUUAUAUGAAGCUGGGAAUCAAUAAAUACUGCGUAAAGAACCCACUCCU